This is a messenger RNA of Triticum aestivum (bread wheat), 1559 nucleotides long. RefSeq names its product cell surface glycoprotein 1. The transcript has 2 exons. Bases 116 to 1165 code for a protein of 349 amino acids. The record is from RefSeq and is a predicted model, not a curated record. Lineage: Eukaryota; Viridiplantae; Streptophyta; Magnoliopsida; Poales; Poaceae.
UCAACUCGGUCUCCUCAGUUGCCUCCUCCUGUUGAAUCAAGGAGAGAUAUUGCUAACACCGGAUCAAACCAAUUUAUCACCAGCAGGCUUGAGAGAGACCGCAAGUUCAGAUGCUAUGCCUCCUUCAGAGAAAAUACAAGAAUCUAGCCCUGAUGCUUAUCUCUCUAAGUCAGAGAAACCAAUUCUUCCUUUGACAGGUACAGAUACAGUUCAGCCUCCAGAUGAAGGUUCUUUUGAUUUGUCAAGCGAUGGGAAGCCCACUAUGAUCAAAGGUGACCAGGUCAACACAAAAUCAAAUGUUAGUCUGUCACCCAGCCAAGCAGAUGGUCAAUCUGAAAAUAGUGCAGUUAAAGGACCACCCUCCGAUGAUUCGGUAUCACCAUUCCUUCAAAAGAACCUCGAAAGGACAUCACCUGAAGAAAAACCGAAGCAGCAGCGCCAAUCCAGUAGUAGAUCAUCUAAAGAUGACAGCAUAGAAGCCAGUGAAACCGCAAGCCCGAACAUCUUAACAACAUCUGGAGAUAUACAACCAUCACCUCUCAACCAACCGUCACCUAUGAAGGAAAACAUUCAGGCAGCUGAGGGAUUCAGAAACCAACAACAGGCUGACCAAGAUGUUUUUCAACCAAGACAGGACAGCAGAAAGCAAAUUGAAGAAACUGAGGCACAAGACACUUCAACUAACUAUCCUGAAGACACGAAUAGAGCAUCUCAAAGGGCUGCUUUGGAACAACAACAGGGAGAAAAUGUCCGGAGGGCUCAGCGGCAGAGCAAUGACACAAACAAUAGCUAUGAACCAACUAAAGAUGCUCCAAGUAUCAUCCAGGCAGACAAUAAACCUGAGAGCAGCUCGAGAACUCCUGAAGAACCCAGGCAACAAGCACAGCCGGAAGGCAAAACUCGAGGUGGCGAAAUCAUGUCGCCAGCCUCUGAAACCGGGCAGCCUGAAGAAAGCGAUCUCCCACCAAGCAAGAAGGGUAUCACUAGUCAUCUCAGUCAGAGACCUCCGCCAAACUGGAAGACCAAACCUCCUCUGCUACCCGGAACAGAGGCGCAAACUCCAGCAAAUCGGAUGGGUCAACCGGUGGCACGAAGUCCGCCGGCACGGACGAUAAUGAUCCAUUGUCAUGAAUCACAGCGGCAUGGCUCCUCAACCAACACAUGAUGCUGGAGUGCGCCCCUGAAUAAAUAUCAAGGAGAAGUCUGUUUGGGAACUCACUCACCUCUCUGUCUUGUUUUUUCCUGGCUCUGUUUUGUUGCCCGUCCUCUUGUCAUCCUCGAAUGGGGCCAUUGCCAUGUACUCCCUCUGUAAACUAAUAUAAGAGCGUUUAGAUCACUAAAAUAGUAAUCUAAAUGCUCUUAUAUUAGUUUACGGAGGGAGUAUUUCUUUUCUGCUCUUUUUGUUGAAAACUGUCGGCUUGUUUGCUCGUGAAAGUGGCUGUAUUCUGUCUGAUUUUUUGUAAUUCUAGAACUGCUACCGGCAGCGUUGUUAUUUGCAACCAGUUUCUUCCAUUGUGAUCAAUUGCAGUUGCUGGUUUUUAAGUAUAUAUAGAUGUUAA